AAUAAAAUUAUUAUUGAAUUAUCACGACUUUUAAAAAUAUCGCCAAACCGGAAGGACAGCAUUUAUAUGCAAUUGGACAUUAUACAUUUAAAUAUCACAACUUAAUUUUUUUCAUAAUAUUAAUAAGAGAUAACAUUAUAAAAAUUUUAUAUUGGCAUAUCUUAUAACAACUAAAAUAUGAUACACGAAGUUAUAAAAACUAUAAGUGUAGCAAUAAUUUUGUAUUUAUUCAUACUUGCAUACCAAGGGAAUACAAAUAAAAAUAUAUUACAUUAUAUGGUAGCCUUUCUGACUGUUUUUGUUUUAACUACAAUGCAGAUAAAAACUAACUCUACUAAAAAAAAUAAAAAUGAAAAUAUGGAAGAAAAUGAAAAUGAAAAUAUGGAAGAAAAUGAAAAUGAAAAUAUGGAAGAAAAUGAAAAUGAAAAUAUGGAAGAAAAUGAAGAUAUAAAAGAAAAUGAAAAGAAAAAAGAAAAUAAAAAGAAAAAAGAAAAUGAAAAGAAAAAAGAAAAGGAAAAGAAAAAAGAAAAUGAAAAAAUAAAAGAAACUGAAAAUGAAGAGCAAGAAAGUGAAUAUGAAGAGGAAGAAAAUGAAGAGGAAGAAAAUGAAGAGGAUGAAUAUUAGACAUUAGAUAAAAUAUGUAAAAUUUGAUAUAUGGAGAUAAAUUAAACUUAAAUAAUAGAAACAAUAGAUAAUUUUUUUUUAUUUUGUUGAAAAUGAUUGAAUUCCAAAGAAUGUAAUACAAAAUUGGAAAUCUCUACUGUAGAAGUAACUUAAACAUUCAGUGAGUACUCGGUUUCCAUUGCACCCUGUUCUAGUAAAAAUUUAGUAACUUUAUAGUAACUUUUAAUUUUAAAAAUAAAGUCACUAAAUUUUCACUAAAGCAGGGUGCGAUAGUUGACGAGAAUUAUGACAAAUGGCGAGUGCGGAUUUUGGCGCGUAAGGACAAUGAAAACCAAUCGUUUGAACUCAGUCAUGUAAACUCAGCCUAAUUUUAUGAACCCUAUUGUAAUGAACAAAACGACAAAAAAAAUUUAACUUUUUUUAUUUAUUUUAAUAAUAUUCGAAAAUACUUUUUUUCAUUGCAUUCUUUAUCUAUUAUCUAAAUUGAAUUCUCAUCUUCCUCCGUUUCAGAUAUUUGUUCCAUAACCAUUCCGUGUGGACACUUAAUUCUGUUAAUAUGUCCAUCAAUUGAAAUACUGAAUUUUAAAAUGAAUUUUUAUUCUUGAAAUUUUUAAUUUAUUCAGAUACACAACGCCAAAAAGUAAAACUU
Molecule: messenger RNA, 1273 nt
Organism: Leptopilina boulardi
Lineage: Eukaryota; Metazoa; Arthropoda; Insecta; Hymenoptera; Figitidae
Product: ring-infected erythrocyte surface antigen-like
Exons: 1
Coding region: 178-624 (148 amino acids)
Source: RefSeq, a predicted model, not a curated record